Molecule: messenger RNA, 3996 nt
Organism: Pundamilia nyererei
Lineage: Eukaryota; Metazoa; Chordata; Actinopteri; Cichliformes; Cichlidae
Product: rap guanine nucleotide exchange factor 1-like
Exons: 16
Coding region: 1827-3335 (502 amino acids)
Biological process (GO): Ras protein signal transduction
Cellular component (GO): plasma membrane
Molecular function (GO): guanyl-nucleotide exchange factor activity
Source: RefSeq, a predicted model, not a curated record
AGUGACGUCAUAUUCAGUACUUACUUUUGAAAGUUUACUGUUCGGCCGCUGCACUUCUGCAAAAUUAUCCACGAAGUCUACACCGGACCACACUUCAAAUUUGGGGAAAUUGACGGUGCAUUUGGAGAACACUUCAGAGUGGGACAGCCGUCGUCGCGUUGCUGUGACGUCAUAGGUCUCAAAAUGCGUACUCCGGAGCGUGCGGUCGCUGGAUUGGGACACAGCCAGUCACCUGCAGAGGAAGUCUCUCACGUAUUUCUUCUUCUUCUCUUGUUGCGCCUAAAGAGAAAGAAUGGAAUGACAUCACAUCACUGUGAUGCAUCUUGCGUGUUAUCUACAUGUCCCCAGUAUCCUAUUAACUGCUCUGUCCUUGCCUUUACAGAAUAGAUGUAAAAUAAAUCAGCGAGCUGCACGCUGCCCACGCCUGCAGCUGAUGAAACACACACAGACUAAACAUAAAAAAAAACAAACAUCAAUGAGCUUGAAGUUGUUUUAGACCCAAGGCAGUCAGGGCACUUUCAUCAAACAGUCACCACUUUUAACAUUUCAGUUCUUUUGAUUGUCCAUGAACAUAUCUUUUCAUCUCAUAGAAUAAAAUAGAAAAGCCCUUUACUGUCAUUGUACAUGUACAACGCUCCACGCCGACUGUGCCGAAAUAAAAUAUACACCUAAAAACAGCAGGAAUAUGUCUGAAACAAUAGAAAGACUCUCAGUGUCCUGAGUGAUGUGGGUGACUCGGACCGUGGCUCAGAUUGGUGAGCUGUGUGGGAAGUGUGGGGUUUGGGGUGUUUGUGUAUGUGCUGAUUCGUCUCCGUGUGCACAAAAUGAGUACAGAGGGUUACGCUACAGUCACACUGCAUAGAGACAACGAGAUGACCAAAAUUACAGUGAGCGCGCGCAGUGAAGUUGCAGUGAAGUUGCAGUGAAGUUGCAGUGAAGUUGCCUUUGAGUGGCUCAGUCAGUCAGCUCAGAGUGACUUUGGUGCAUGAAGACAGCAAUAAAAGUGCAGUUCAGUCAAUCUGCUGCCAGUCUGCAACUGAAAGGAGUCAAGUCUCCAAGUAUGCAUGCAUCUGUCAUGCUGUGAUUAUGGGUGAUGAGUGUGCAAAAUGGCAAUCUGUUGCCGUGUGCAGACACAGAAACUCACAUUAACGUCUUACACUCAGACCUCAGAGAUCUGAAACUGAAACUCCGUCUACAAAUAGUGACGUAGCUGAUGCGGGACAGCCAUUCAACUGCAAAAUGACCCAGGCGCACAGCAACCUCGCUUUUAUAGGGACAUAACCCCAACCAGCGGAGCGGAGUCCCUGCUGCAGCUCAUCAGAGCAGCCUGACUCCGAUCGAUUUCAGCCUGUUCAAUCUGUUUGUAAAUCAGUCAUCUGCUCUCACCAGUCUGUCUGAGAGCGGCUGCGAUUGUUUGGAGACAAUCGCAGCCGCCACACAGCUCGGCCAAUCAGAAUGGAGACGUGGUUGUGGAUGUUCUGACUUUCUGUUUCUUGUCUUCAGAGGACGAUCCAGACUAUGCCUUCCUUGACACAGAUCAGUCCUCCUCAGAGACGCUCCCGCCUCUCCCUGGUUCCUCCUGUCUCCCUCCUGCCCUGCCGGAGAAGAGGCGAUGCAGCACCACAGAUAACACAAGCUCCCAGACUCAGCCGUGCUUUGGGUUCGGUUCUGCCCCUGAGGACCAGUGUGAUGACAGCACAGGCCCAGAUGAACCUGUCUCCUCCCCUUUGUCCCCCAGCAAGACACCCCCUCCCCUCCCUGAGAAGAAACGACACAUCCACGAGUACCUUCAGUUCUGUUCGUCCUACAGCGAUCAGUCCCCCCUCAUGUUCUAUCAGAGGCCUCCAGGUUUCAGCCAGAGAUACAACAGCCGACAUCGAGAGCUCGACACCUCCUACCAGCUCUCUCACGCACAUCUGGACACACAGCUGGACGCAGACUUAACUCCCUCACCUGAGCUGGUUCCUGCUCCGAUUCUACCACCGAAGAAGAAGCAGCAGGACUCAGCUGACAGGCCGGCUGAAGAGGGCGGAGACAGUUCCCAGAGCGUCCAGCAGGGGGCGGAGCGUGACAGGAGAAGCAGCACGGAGGAGCAGGAGGAGGUGUUACUGACUGACAAGAAGAAGAUUCGCUGCAGAAUCACCAUGAAGUCUGAGGAGGAGGAGGGGCCUGAUGUAAAGGCGGCCUCACCUGAUGUCCUAUUGGUCUAUGCUACGGGGACCAGCAGCAGAGACCAGGACCUGUACCGUGACGCUUUCCUCUGCACCUACAGGAGCUUCAUCAGUCCAAACGAUGUCAUCAGCAAACUCCAGCACAGGUACAGACACCUGUGUGGCAGACGGGAACAUGCAGACCUGACAGCUGCCAAAAACACGUUCCACCUGCUGGUGGGCGUGGUGGACGAACUAUGCGCGAUAGAGCUCGACUCUGAUGUGCUUCUGCUACUGAUGGACUUGGUGUUCAGCCUUCUGAUUGGUGGAGAGCUGGGACCGGCCCAACAGCUGCGCUCCAACAUCCUGUCAAAGAUGGAGAAGAGGUGGAAGCUAAUUGGCUCACCUCAGUCACUCCGUCCACUUGCUGCCAAGGGUGUGGCUGCCAGGCCGGGAACUCUGCUGGACUUCAGGAGUCAGGAUUUAGCUGAACAGCUGACUCUGCUGGAUGCUGAACUCUUCACAAAGAUUGAGCUUCCAGAGGUGUUGCUGUGGUCAAAGGAGCAGAAUGAGGAGAAGAGUCCCAACCUGACAGAGUUCACUCAACACUUCAACAGCGUCUCCUUCUGGGUUCGUUCCGUCAUCAUCCUUCAGGACAAACCUCACGACAGAGAGAGGCUGCUGCUGAAGUUCCUGAAGAUCAUGAAGCACCUGAGGAAGCUCAAUAACUUUAACUCGUACCUGUCAAUCCUGUCAGCGCUGGACUCCGCCCCUCUGCGACGCCUGGACUGGCAGAAAAGCACCUCAGAGGCUCUGGAGGAGUUCAGCACCUUGAUCGACAGUUCAUCCUCUUUCAGAGCCUACCGAGCAGCUCUGGCUGAAGUAGAGCCUCCCUGUAUACCCUACCUGGGUUUGAUUCUGCAGGACUUGACUUUUGUCCACCUUGGGAAUCCCGACACUUUGAUGACAUCACAGGGUUCAAAGGUUAACUUCUCCAAACGCUGGCAGCAGUUUAACAUCCUGGACACCCUGAGGAGCUACCAGCAAGUGAGCUACUCUCUGCUGCCCGAUGAUGACAUCAUUUCCUUCUUUAACGACUUCAGCGAUCACCUGGCUGAGGAGGCGCUGUGGGAGCUCUCUCUCAAGAUCCGCCCAAAGAACACUCCUCGAGCCAAUCAGAGAUGAGCUUUGGUGAAGGCGCAGAGGGUCACGCAGCUAAUCGGCUGCACCUGUUCUGAUGCUAACAUGCUGUAACACAGAGAACUGAACCGGUGCCAAACCGGGGGGCGAGACCCGAGAGCGUGACAUUACUGGCACAGACACAUGCAGGGUAAAACCUGCAGACAUUUUACUACCAGACCUUUGCUAUUUGCAGGCAGAGGUUUCCCUCCCUCGCUCCUGUUAACAGAAACAUAUUCAGAUUCAGGUCCGGCACCCACAGAUGGAUCAGAGACUUCCAGAUUUUGCUGAAGGAAGAAAAACUGCAUCCAAACAUCCAUGAAACAUCACUGCUGACCUGCCAGUCAACUCACCUGCCCUUACCUGAUGGUGGAAACCUCACCUCAGCACCGUGUCUUCAAGGCCACAAAAAUUAGUUAAUCAUUAAAGCUGAUCCCACCUGACCAUCUCGGGAAUUCCAGUGGAAAGAUUCCCUGCUUAGUAGGAAUGAUGCAAAAUUUAAGCUCCUUUUAAGGGACGAGGGUCCGAUUGUUUUAGAUGUUUUUCUAGCACCGUUUUCUGAUCUGUAUUUAAACACAUCGCGCUCGGUCCUUCAGGUGUCCGAGAGUAACUGUGGGUCUGUGGGUCUGGACUCUGAGGGCGACUGUGGGUCUGUGGGUCUGGACUC